Molecule: messenger RNA, 1513 nt
Organism: Austrofundulus limnaeus
Lineage: Eukaryota; Metazoa; Chordata; Actinopteri; Cyprinodontiformes; Rivulidae
Gene: piwil1
Product: piwi-like RNA-mediated gene silencing 1
Molecular function (GO): protein binding; RNA binding
Source: RefSeq, a predicted model, not a curated record
GCCUGACGGACAAGAUGAGAAAGGAUUUCACCAUCAUGAAGGACUUGAGUACCCACACCAGACUGAACCCAGAUCAGAGGGAGAAACGCCUGAACAGAUUUAUCGGCAACAUACAAAAGAACUCUGAUGCUCAGGCCGAGUUGGCCAAGUGGGGACUAAGCUUUGAUAAGCAGCUGCUCAACCUGACUGGCCGUGUUCUUGGAGGAGAGAGGAUUUUUCAGGGAUCGCGAUCGGUGGUGGUAAUACUUCCCAACAACAGCAAGGACAAGUAUGAUAGUGUUAAAAAGUACCUGUGUGUCGACUGCCCCACCCCAAGCCAGUGUGUGGUGGCUCGUACCCUCAGCCGACCUCAGGCGCUCAUGACUGUGGCAACAAAGAUUGCACUGCAAAUGGCUUGCAAAAUGGGAGGUGAACUCUGGAGCGUGGACAUCCCUCUCAAGCAGCUGAUGAUUGUUGGCAUUGACUGCUACCACGACACCACUGCUGGGAAAAAAUCUAUUGGGGCUCUAGUGGCCAGCCUCAACCCCACCAUGAGCAGAUGGUACUCAAAAUGUGUCCUGCAAAACAAAGGUCAGGAAAUCAUUGAUGGACUGAAGAUGGCCAUAACUGGCGCAAUAAAGGACUACCAGAAAUUCAACAGCUGCCUGCCUUCACGCAUCAUAGUGUAUCGUGAUGGUGUUGGAGACGGCCAACUUCACAGCGUGGUCAACUACGAGGUUUCACAAAUCAUUGACUCCAUUAAGUCCAUUGGUCAAGACUACGUUCCGAAGCUGAGUGUGGUGGUGGUAAAGAAACGCAUCAGCAGCCGCUUUUUCACCCAAAUGGGUGACAAGGUGACCAACCCUCCUCCAGGCACCGUCAUUGACACAGAGGUCACUCGCCCAGAGUGGUAUGACUUCUACAUUGUGAGCCAGUCUGUCAGGUUUGGAAGCGUCGCACCAACACACUACAAUGUGGUGUAUGAUACCAGUGGACUGAAGCCUGAUCACAUGCAACGCCUCACCUACAAGUUGUGCCAUUUGUACUACAACUGGCAGGGGAUCAUCAGAGUGCCUGCUCCCUGCCAGUACGCCCACAAGCUGGCCUUCCUCGUGGGACAGAGUAUCCACAAGCAGCCCAGUGUGAAGCUGGAUGACUUCCUGUUCUAUCUUUAAAGAAAGAUAAAAAAAAUGUUUAGCAGGUUCAGGCCAAUGAAGACCUAUUUAAAGGCUAGUUUGUUUGUUUGUAACACAUUCUAAGUUUAGUUGACUCUGCGAGACUCAGUUUCUCAAACAUUUGAAACAUUUUUCUUUUAUCACCAGUUUAAACUUGAGAUUGGUUUUAGUUAAAUGUCUUUACAGUUUUUAUGUUCCCCUGCAGGGGCAGUAAAGAUUGAUAGAAUUUUUUUUUUAGGUGAUCUUUCUUGGUUGUAUUAUACUUCACAGUGCAGAGUUUAAACAACCUGUAACGCUUAAAGGCUCGUCAGCCAGGCUGAUAAGCAAAUAAUGUUAAAUAAACCUGUUAUUUGAGCUUG